This is a messenger RNA of Synchiropus splendidus (mandarinfish), 3710 nucleotides long. It is a transcript of the gene col6a2, whose product is annotated as collagen, type VI, alpha 2. The coding region runs from base 202 to 3243 and encodes 1013 amino acids. The transcript has 32 exons. The record is from RefSeq and is a predicted model, not a curated record. NCBI's taxonomy places the organism in Eukaryota, Metazoa, Chordata, Actinopteri, Syngnathiformes, Callionymidae.
CCCAGGCAGGAGACCGAACCCUCGGCUCUUCUGCGGGAACUGGACGCACAUCCAGGGCUUCAUUUUUGGACUUUUUCCUCCCCCCUGGUCCUGCUUUUUCUUUUCUGGAAUUCCCUCUUGCUGAGAUGAAGAGGUAGUCCACGGCGGGGACCAGACGUUUACCGAGUUUGCAAGUCGGAAAAAGUUCAGUUAAAGGAGAGGAUGUGGGUGCUGGAGGUCCUCGGAUUGUGCCUGCUUUCGGCAGCCGUGACUUACGGUCAGAACGCUGAGUGCUCCCAGAAACACGACUGUCCCAUAGACAUUUACUUCACCAUCGACACCUCCGAGACCAUCGCCUUGCAGGAGCCGCCGCCCGGAGCGCUGGUGGAGAGCAUCAAGCUCUUCACUGAGACCUUCGUGAACCGACUGGCGGACACAGAGUUACGACAAGUGGUGCGCAUCAACUGGAACAUUGGAGGGCUGCACUUCUCCCAGACGCAGGAAGUGUUCAGCAGCAUCGGAGACAAGCAGAGCUUCCUCGAUGGGCUCAAGAAUAUCGUGUACCUGGGCAAAGGCACCUAUAUUGACUGCGCCCUCACCAAAAUGAAGGAUCAAAUGCUGCGCUCACGCAAGACCCCCAAGCCUCUGCGGUUCGCCGUGGUCAUCACUGACGGCCAUGUGACCGGGGAGCCGUGCGGGGGCAUCAAGGAAGCGGCAGAGCAGGCCAGAGACGAAGGCAUCCGCUUGUUCGUGGUGGCUGCCUCCGACAACAUCGACGAGCACGGCCUGAAGGAGAUUGCCAACUCGCCCUCUCAAGUUUACAGGAGGGAAUACAUGGCUGUCGAUCUGAAGUCAGGAAAACCUGUCAUCCAUGUCGACACCAUCGACCAAAUUAUCAAGACAAUGAAACAUAUCGCCUUUUCCGAGUGUCACAAAGUGUCCUGCUUGGAGACACCAGGACCUCAGGGACCCAGAGGACCUAGAGGGCAGAAGGGAGCUAAAGGAGACAAUGGUGACGCAGGUCCAAAAGGAGAAAAGGGUCGUCCCGGUGACCCUGGUAUUGAAGGUCCCAUCGGUCAGCCCGGCGUCAAAGGAGAACCAGGCCUGAAGGGGGAGAAGGGAGAGCUCGGAACUCAAGGAAAGAAGGGCAUGGGCGGGAUUCCAGGACGCAACGGAACAGACGGACAGAAGGGGAAGAUCGGACGAAUCGGUGCUCCCGGCUGUAAAGGAGAUCCAGGCGACCGAGGAUCCGACGGACACCCUGGAGAUUUUGGUGAGCGAGGUCCCCGUGGAGCCAGCGGAGAAAAGGGUGAUCCCGGACGACCUGGAAGACCUGGUCCACCUGGGCCUCCUGGAGAUGACGGAGGAAAGGGAGAGACAGGCAGUCCUGGAUUACCAGGCGCUCCGGGAACAAAAGGACCUGUGGGAACUCCUGGGAAAGAGGGAGCCAGAGGGGAGCCGGGGAGAAGGGGAGAAUACGGGCCCAAAGGUGCUCAAGGGCCGGAAGGAGCGAAGGGUGAGAAGGGCGAAAUGGGUCCAGAAGGACAGAGAGGACUUCCGGGCGAAUCCGGGAACAAUGGCCCAAAGGGGGACAAUGGUCUUCCAGGGCCCAGGGGGCCUCCAGGAGCGGCAGGAGAGCCAGGAAGAAAUGGCACCAGAGGGGAUCCUGGAGAUGCUGGAGUGAGAGGAGAGCCUGGACCAGUGGGACCAAAGGGGGAUCCUGGAAGACCUGGCUUCAGUUAUCCAGGAUCAAGAGGCCGGCCGGGUGAUGAUGGCGAGAAAGGCAACCAAGGCCUUCGUGGUGGCAGAGGAGACUGUGGUCAGAAGGGAGAGCCGGGUGAUAAAGGGAAGCCUGGAGAGGCAGGCGAACCAGGGCCUCAAGGUGAGCCCGGAAAUCGAGGUCAGAGAGGAGAUUCUGGUGGCCCGGGAGAUCCUGGUUCUGAGGGAGAUCCUGGCCUCACUGAAUGUGACGUCAUGAACUACAUCAGGGAAACGUGUGGCUGCUGCGACUGUGAGAAGCGGUGUGGAGCCCUGGACAUCGUUUUUGUGAUCGACAGCUCGGAGUCAGUGGGUCUUACCAACUUCACUUUGGAGAAAAACUUUGUCAUCAACACCAUCAACAGACUGGGUUCCCUCGCCAAAGACCCCAAAUCGGCCACCGGUACCAGGGUGGGAGUGGUCCAGUACAGUCACAGUGGAACGUUCCAGGCUAUUCGUCUCGAUGACCCCAAGAUCGAUUCUCUAUCUGCUUUCAAGGAUGCUGUGAAGCGCCUGGAGUGGAUUGCUGGAGGAACAUGGACUCCAUCUGCCCUCAAAUAUGCCUACGACAACCUGAUCAGAGACAGCCGUCGAGCCAAGGCCAACGUCACAGUCGUGGUCAUCACCGACGGACGCUUCGACCCCAGAGAUGACGACUCGCUGCUCACCUACCUGUGCAGAGACGGCGUGGACGUGAGCGCCAUCGGCAUCGGAGACAUGUUCGAUCAGAUCGAGGAGAACGAGAGCUUGAAGAGCAUCGCCUGCCAGAAGGACGGCCGAGUCAUGGGCAUGAAGCGCUUCGCCGACCUGGUGGCUGACGAGUUCAUUAGCAAGAUCGAGACCGUGCUCUGUCCAGAUCCGAUCACCGUGUGCCCAGACCUGCCCUGUAAGACAGAACCGGCCGUCGCCGGCUGUGUAAUGCGGCCCGUGGACCUGGUGUUCAUGCUGGACGGUUCCGAGAGAAUGGGCUUGGACAACCACCGUAAAGCCAAGGAGUUCAUCGAGAACGUGGCCCGCCGCCUCAACCUGGCCUCUGGCCCCAACGACGAGAGCAGCGCCCGCAUGGCUCUGGUGCAGUACGGCAGCCCCACGGAGCAGAAACUGGAGUUCCCGCUGACGCACGACCUGACGGUGAUCUCGGAUUCCCUGGCCGAAGUGAAAUACAUGGACUCCUCCUCUGCGUUGGGAAACGGCAUCAUCCACGCUGUGAACAACGUGGUUUACCAGUCCGGUCGACAGGGGAACCGACUGGCGCGUCGUAACGCCGAGCUCUCCUUCAUCUUCAUCACUGACGGCAUCACAUCCAGCGAGCAGCUGGAGGAGGGCAUCGCCUCCAUGAAGCGGGCCGAGGGCGUCCCCACCAUCAUCGCCAUGGGGACCGACACGGACGAGGAGGUGCUGCGGAAGCUGUCGCUAGGAGACACGUCGGCCAUCUUCAGAGGAGCCGAUUACUCCCAGCUGAACAAACGUUCUUUCUUCGAGCGCUUCAUUCGCUGGGUAUGCUAGUGUGAAACUCAAAUGCCAGAGCACCAGAGAGUUGGAAUGCAUAGAGUAAAAACGUGGCGGCCGUGCUGGUGUUUGUUCUAUUCAUUCGAAGUCUAUGGUCCGCGGGCCCUUCCAAAGACACUCAUCAGAAUCCCACUCGGGAUGGUUAUUGAAUGUGUACCAAAACUCCUUUAGGCUCUUUGUGCUUGACUUUGUAAAGAGUGUAAGCCCCACUCCACUUUCAGAGAAGUCACUAUAUGAAAUAAAGGUGCUAUUUUAGAAAGAGCAGACCAGAUUUGUGCAUCACAACACAUCGUACUGUACGUUGCUGAGGAUCGGUCAGGAUUAAGACAAGUAUCAGGCACACAACAUCUCACACACACGCGGACACAAACAUGCAAGUUCCGCAGCUGAUGUCAAACCACAUUCAUGCACAUGAAGACAAACGUCAGACACAGAACAUGAAGUUUCAAUAAAGCUCAAUGUGG